Messenger RNA from Acanthoscelides obtectus, 951 nucleotides. The record is from the annotation of a GenBank genome assembly. NCBI's taxonomy places the organism in Eukaryota, Metazoa, Arthropoda, Insecta, Coleoptera, Chrysomelidae.
AUGGGACGUCGUAAGUGCAUUCUUUGUGGAGUUAGCAGUGAAAAAACUGAGGCAAGUUUGCCUGAACAAGAUCAUCGUAAUGAAGAAAAAGAGCUAGUCUCGGAUAUGCUCAAGUUGGUCAAAAUUAACUCUGCACCACCUGGUAUUAAACACUUUAGGAUUGGCAAAACCUCAACCACCAACAGACCUCGUCUAAUAGUGAACUGCGAAUCAAAGGAAGAGUUGUUGUUAGAUCUUAGGAAUAAGCUAGCCUCAGAAUUAGCAAAGAAUGAAGAUAUGCAUGAUCUCACUGCAAAGUUGAAAGUUAAAAUCGAAGUCCUGAACAAGGAUAAAACGAUAGAACAUCUCAAAGGAAUAAUUGAGAAAGUUAAAGGAAACACCGUGGUUUCUAACAAAAACACACAAACAGAUGCAGCUCUAACAAAGCAAACGGCCACACAAACACACUCCAGCAAAGAGUCGAGGCAUGUCCAAAUUUCUAAAUCAUUUUCGAAUAAUAUAAAAAGAAAUGAACCACGCAAGCCUAAGUUACUAAUUCUUGCAGACGAACAUGGGCGAAACCUUGUCCAUAUUUUUCGAAACAUCCUGCCACUCAGCCAAAUAACAGUGGAGGCAAUGCUGAGGUCAAGUGCCCAGAUGCAUGACAUAACGAAGGACGCACUAAAUCUAUCAUCUGAUUUCACCAAGUUGGACUAUACAUAUACUCAUACUGGCAGGAUCCAAUGUUGCCCAUAUCAGAGGUUGCAUAUACAAUACAAAAAACGAAAGAAGUGGUCUGAAGAAGAUAUGGCUGCUGCAGUACAAGCGGUUCGAGAAAAAAAGAUGGGGUAUUUGAAGGCAGCGAAGACUUAUAACGUACCGAGAACUACUGUAUUUCGGCUUGCAAAUCAAACAGAACUUUCAAUGCCAGAACUUCUUUCAAAAAAAGAUUGGUCGCAAACCACUCUUUGA